AUGCAGCUCUCGCUUUCGCUCUCGUUCUUGGCAGUCCUCGGCAUGGCCUCCGCAGCCGCCGAGUGCGAGCGCAACGGCUUCUACAACGGCCCUUUCGCGAACAACAAAAACCUCAACGCCCCCAACGAUGUCGGUGCCACCACCCCGUUCGUGUGGAACGGCAACACGAUCAUGGUCAAGAUGCAGGCCAAGAGAGACUCGUGCGAUCCCGAGGGUGACUGCGACGACGACAUCACGUACAACUUCAAGAACCAGGGCAAGGUCCGGAUUAGAGCCAGGAUAGAAGAGUCGAAGAACGAUCACUUGGAGAUCAUCCUGCCCCCUGGAGCUGAUUGUGACGUUGGCCGGUACUUCAAUCGUUAUGAUGCGCCGUAUCAGGUCUCUUUUGCUCAAUGA
Molecule: messenger RNA, 396 nt
Organism: Colletotrichum chrysophilum
Lineage: Eukaryota; Fungi; Ascomycota; Sordariomycetes; Glomerellales; Glomerellaceae
Exons: 1
Coding region: 1-396 (131 amino acids)
Source: RefSeq, a predicted model, not a curated record